UUGUCUCGUCUCAUCACUUGCAAAUUUUCAGUGCCACCCAACGGCCUUGUGAUCUAUUGUGGUACGAUUGUGACUGAUGAAGGCAAAGAAAAGAAGGUGAACAUCGAUUUUGAACCGUUCAAACCGGUCAACACGUCACUGUAUCUCUGUGAUAAUAAAUUUCACACGGAGGCAUUGCAAGCUCUUCUGGCUGAUGAUAAUAUAUUUGGCUUCAUCGUAAUGGAUGGCAACGGUUCGCUUUUCGGUACUUUGCAAGGCAAUACUCGCGAAGUGCUGCAUAAAUUUACGGUGGAUUUACCAAAGAAACAUGGUCGUGGUGGUCAGUCGGCUCUUCGUUUUGCACGUCUUCGCAUGGAAAAGCGUCAUAAUUACGUGAGGAAAGUUGCGGAGAUGGCUGUGGAGAUGUUUAUUCGGAACGACAAAGUGAAUGUAGCUGGACUGAUUCUUGCCGGCAGUGCAGAUUUCAAGACGGAACUUGGCCAGUCCGAUAUGUUUGAUCAGCGACUGCAAGCAAAAAUUAUCAAAACAGUGGAUAUUUCAUACGGUGGCGAAAAUGGCUUCAAUCAAGCGAUUGAACUGGCCGAGGACGCCUUGUCGAAUGUGAAAUUCAUCCAGGAAAAGAAGCUUAUUGGUGGAUAUUUCGAUGAAAUAUCUCAGGUGUUGUAG
Messenger RNA from Gongylonema pulchrum, 666 nucleotides. The record is from the annotation of a GenBank genome assembly. NCBI's taxonomy places the organism in Eukaryota, Metazoa, Nematoda, Chromadorea, Rhabditida, Gongylonematidae.